CACAUUCGCCUCCGUCUGAACUUGUGAAACCGGUCAGAGAUUUGAUAACUUCGAGAAGCUGCAGAACUGGUAGGAGAAAUUCAUGCUGAGGUCAAAGACUGAUGACGCCGAUACGAUAGCCCAUUGAGUCUAAUGCUAGAUGGAUAAUGUCUUAUUGGUCUUGGCACUGGUUUAGCCAAGGUCCAGCCGAAACUUUAAUGGUAGCGCUAGUGUAGGCAAACGCUAAUGCCAGCGAUGUUAUGUGGCCAAAUGCGGAUUGAUGUAGUGCAGUGAGCCGAGGCUUAGACAGUUUCAAAGGCCGACCCAUUUCGUUGGCAAACCACAGUUGCAUGCUGUCUGCAGUGGUUAAAUUAUACAGUGGGAAUUUCUUUUCAAAAGGGGUGCUCGUGGAGCGUAUUCUCGUGUGGCAUCCAAGUUUUUAAAGGGGCUUCACUCGUAUCCGAUGGUAUUUUGUAAUACGCUCACGGCCUUUAUGAUCUGGGAAAAGUUGCUUUUGUUUUAAAGUGUUUUAAUUAUUGGGGAACUGCGGUUUGCGCUGGUCAGUAAACCAACACAUAACUUGAAGUUAAGCACGUCGUAGUUAUUGUUUUGCAAGUUGUAAUUAUUCUGGCAUUGCGUAGAAUUCGAAGCAUUUCGGCUCUUUAAAGCCAUGCCCCCAUUUCAACCGGCUAGCCAGGAGAGAGUAAUUUUCAAUGUUGAAUGGUUUGACCCGGAAUCGUCACUCACCCGGGACAUGAUACUAUAUUUCUACAUAGACGAUGGUUCCGUGGAACUCUUUGACCGACGUACCAAUCGCACCUUUCUGAAACGAACGCAAGUCUCGACCAUCGGCUGCAAGGACCUCUCUCUCGGGAGCCAUAUCACCAUAUUGGGUCGACACAUGCGCAUCGUUGAGUACGCCAAUGAGCGAACCCGCACCUUCUUCGAGGAAGACUCGCAGACGACAUUCGCUCUGGUGAAGCCAGCCGCCGUCCAGCACCUGGGCAAAAUCCUGCAGAUUAUCGAGAGCGAGGGCUUGAAGAUCACGCGCGCGCGUAUGGUGCAGCUGGAGCGUCACGAGGCGGACCGUUUCUUCGCCGAGGAGCAGGCGCACUGUCAGGCGGCCGAACUGCUGGCCUACCUGACGGCCGGGCCGUGCGUGGCACUGCAGCUGACCGGCAGGGACGCAGUGCUGCGCUGGCGUUCCCUGAUGGGCACCACUGACUGCUUGACGGCCGGUGAGGAGUGCGCCGACACCAUCCAGCGUCAGUUCGGCGCCGACCGCGCCAACAACGCCUUGCACGGCUCCACCGGGUGUGAGGCGGCCGCGCGCGACCUGCGCUUCUUCUUCCCGGCGGCCGGCGCGCCGCGGCCGCUGACGUCAGCCCGGCUGGCGGCCGACGGCUCCUGCUGUGUCAUCCUGCCGCACGUGCUGGCCGAACGGCGGCUGGGCGACGUCGUGGCCGCCAUCCAGGCGUCCGGCCGCCUGGCGGUGACGGCGCUCGACCUAAUGACGCUGACCGGGCCCGAGGCGGAACGGCUGCUCGAGGUGUACCGCGGGGUAUUGCCCGAGUGUGGCAAGAUGGUGGCGCAGAUGAGCUCGGGCCCGCUGGUGGCGCUCGAGCUAAGCGGCGUCGAGGAGGGCCAGGACACGGUUGAGGUGCUGCGCGAGCUGGCCGGACCUCGCGACCCGCACCUGGCGGCGCUGCUGCGGCCAGAGUCGCUGCGCGCCCGGUUCGGUAAGGACCUGAUCGCCAACGCCGUCUACUGUACCGACCUGCACGAGGACAGCCUAAUGGACAGGGAGUACCUGUUCAGAAUCCUGCAGCCAUGCUGAGGCAGGUCACAGCGGGCUUAAAUUCCAGAAGAAUGCGUAUGGCUUCUGAGGAUACCUGAGCUUUCUCCAACGAUACCCAAGCUUUUAAUCUCGAACUUUUCAAUAGACAAUGUGUGAGGAACCGCUGCUGGCUUGUUCCGCUCUCUCUCUCCUCUCUCUCUCCUCUCUCUCUC
Pollicipes pollicipes is the source of this 1989-nucleotide messenger RNA. It is a transcript of the gene nmdyn-D7, whose product is annotated as nucleoside diphosphate kinase homolog 7. NCBI's taxonomy places the organism in Eukaryota, Metazoa, Arthropoda, Thecostraca, Pollicipedomorpha, Pollicipedidae. Gene Ontology annotation, molecular function: nucleoside diphosphate kinase activity. The transcript has a single exon. The coding region runs from base 650 to 1816 and encodes 388 amino acids. Gene Ontology annotation, biological process: CTP biosynthetic process; UTP biosynthetic process; GTP biosynthetic process. Gene Ontology annotation, cellular component: axonemal microtubule; centrosome. The record is from RefSeq and is a predicted model, not a curated record.